Didymodactylos carnosus is the source of this 1451-nucleotide messenger RNA. NCBI's taxonomy places the organism in Eukaryota, Metazoa, Rotifera, Eurotatoria, Philodinida, Philodinidae. The record is from the annotation of a GenBank genome assembly.
UAGCCGACACAGCGAAUCAUCGAAUUCAAAAAUUCAAUCUGAUUAGCAAUGGUUGUGAUUGAUACCACAUCAUACUAAACUGAUUCUUUUGUAAGAGGUAGAAUAUCAUGAACCCAUACCGAAUGAAGAAAAUAAGAUAAUGAAUAUGAAAAUAUUAUUAAGAAACAAGCAGCAGAUUCAAGAUUAGUUGAUGAAGAAGGUAUUAUUAUAUAAAAAACGUUAGAUGAUUGCGUUGCACCAUCAAGGGAAAAAAUGAGAAAUAUUCACAAGUAUCUUGAAUUAAUUAUGAUGGUGAUCUAGAUUAUGUUGAACAAGAUUUGAGCGAUUAAGUCAAAGAAGAUGAGUGAAUGGAUGACGAAGAUUGAUUGAUUGAAUGUCAUGGUUCUCAAAAAAAGAAAUCGUAGAUUUCUCUCAUUUUUAUUCUCUGUACAGUUUGUUGGUUAUGUGAAAGAGUCGACCUAUUUCAAAUAAAGUUUUCUUCGAUUAAUUUUGCCAGGAAAAAAUAAUAGAACUAGGCAUUCUUCGAAAUUCUUUCGCUCUUUAGAUGCCUAUUGAAAUAAAAGAAAAAGAAAACGACAAGAAACCAUCCAAAAACUUCACUGAUGAGGAGCUUCGCGUAUUAGUCGAAAAUGUAUCUGAUAACGCCCGGGUUUUGCUGGGCAGAUUUACUGGGUCUUGCGGCAGUCACGCCCGUAAACAACAUGCAUAGGCAAAAGUUGCUGAAGCAAUUUCGGCAGUGGGAGGUUGCGAACGGACGCCCGAGGAAAUUAAAAAAAAAUGGGGAAAUUACAGAUGAACAGUCGCCUACUACCCCACACCUUAUUUCUAACUGGCUUUGCCUUUGUUCUUUUUACAGUUCUGAUGUUAAAAAAAAAGCAGCGGAUUUGAAGCGUCAAGCAAACAAAAUAGGGGGUGGACCGGCCAGAUCAGGCCCUACUCCUCUCGAAGAGAGAGCAAGUGCUCUUCUCGGAGAAGUAAGUGUUACUGGAAUUAGUGAUGGUGUUGAUACAGAUAGUCAAUAUAAUUUACAAGAAAAUGAUUUAUUUACAACAGCACAGCUAACACAAUCGUCUUCGUCAUCUAAGUUAACGCAACCAUCAUCCUCGUCGUCCACAACAACUAGAACGCCGCAACCAUCAUUCUCAUCGUUAACAACAACUAGAACACUGCUUGGAUUAUCGAGAUUAUCGAAUGAAUUGUUGUCAAAUAAUAGUGGACUUCGACCAAAAAGACCAAUAUGUGAAAUAGAUAACGACGAAAACACUGAAUCAUCAUUUGAACAAGGUGAAGUACUUGAACCGUACGAAGACAAAGGUUAUAUUCCCAGUCUAAUGGAAGGUGAAAAGAAAAAAUUUCAAAUAGAAGAACAAGUGCUAGUGUGCCAAUAUCAACAAAAUGAAGCAUUAGGUAAAAUUGCAAAAUCAUUGACAGAUAUUGCAACUAAUUUGUAA